Maudiozyma barnettii is the source of this 474-nucleotide messenger RNA. RefSeq lists its product as uncharacterized. The transcript has a single exon. Bases 1 to 474 code for a protein of 157 amino acids. The record is from RefSeq and is a predicted model, not a curated record. Lineage: Eukaryota; Fungi; Ascomycota; Saccharomycetes; Saccharomycetales; Saccharomycetaceae.
AUGAAAUAUUCCUGGAAUAUUAUUGAAAUAUGUUAUUUUUGCAGAGAGGAGAAUUCAGUUUCUGGAAUUCUUGUCCUGUCUUUCAAGUGUGCGUUAGGUAUACUAGUGGGAGUUCUCCUCUCUGCUAUCCCGGCACCAGUAUCACCAGUCUCCCUGUCGUUUCUUUUUCCCCUCUUAGACAGCUGUGUUCCUAAUACAGAAACAGAACAGAGCUUCUCGCACAAAAAUGCGUUGCGCUGCUUUGGGCCGAGAAGGAAAGAACCAGAAAAGAGAGGGGGAAGAGACAGACACGGGACACGGCAGAGAGGAGACGGAAGAGGAGAAGUAUUUCCUGUUCCCUUCGUUCGCUGUAUUUCUGUGCGUGCCAUGUCGUGGUACGUUGCGUUGCGUUGCGUUGUGUCUGUCUGUCUGCAAUGUAUUAUCCCGUAUUUUCAUCCCGUUUCCUUGCUGUGCUCACAAUUGUUCCUGCCAUAA